This is a messenger RNA of Clonostachys solani, 1713 nucleotides long. Lineage: Eukaryota; Fungi; Ascomycota; Sordariomycetes; Hypocreales; Bionectriaceae. The record is from the annotation of a GenBank genome assembly.
AUGCCCUUGGAGUCUGACGAAGCGUUACUGGCUAUCUACAGGAGCCAACUCUCCGCCCGUUUUCCAUUCGUCAUUCUUCCAUCUAGCUCAACGCCGAGACAAAUGCUGGUGGAGCGGCCCUUCCUUUUCAAGGUGGUGAGGAUGGUGGCCAGUGUACGCAGUCUAUCCUCAAUGAGAGGGCAGAGCCGGUCUGUCCUCCGACACGUCUCUGAAGCCAUGCUCCUCAGGUCAGAGCGCUCUCUCGAUCUUUUGCAAGGGAUAUUGGUCUUUCUGGGAUUCUACCACUACCACUGUAUGACCCAUGCGCAAUUCGGCAAUCUCGUUCACUUGGCCGCGAGUCUCGUAGAGGACAUGAAUCUCAACGUAUCUUAUUCGCCUCAAAACAGCGCAGGCAUCCUUCCUCUAAUGCGGGGUCAAGGAUCGAGGUCGAGGACAAAUGAGGAGAACCGGACACUGCUUGGCGUGUGGUAUAUGAGUUCAAAUGCUGCUCUGGUUACCAAGCACUUAGGGCCAGCAAGGUACACGAAAGAUCUGGAUCACUGCCUCAGAGAACUUGAAAGUAUCGCGGAAUAUGAGUCAGACCAACUGGCAGUCCAGCUGGUCCGCUUUCAAAACACCACCAACAAGAUAUUCCAUUUCCAUUCCAGAGAUCAGCAAAUGGAUGAACUACCAGGCACCCAAAGAGUAUCGAGUACGGAAUGCUUAGAAGCACUCCAGGCGGAGUUGGACAAUCUAUGGAACGCGUCGUCCCCCAAGCUCAGAUCCAACUGUCUUGUUUCAUUUCACUACAGAAGUGCAUAUCUUCAGCUGCUUGAGCCUCUGCUGACCGGAGCACAUCUCCCCGGUGCCGUAUCCCAAACAUUCGACUCCCUGUCACUCUCUGGUUUAUUCAAAGUCAACCUCUUUUCGCAUUUCACGGCUGCGCUGAAGGCCUGGUUCGACAGCUGGCUCGCCCUGCCUGUGUGCUCCUACUUCCACAUGCCCCAGCCUGUCUCCUUCCAGCUAUUCCAUGCCUGCCGGGCUCUCAUACGAUGGGUCAGGGCGGCUGGACCAAACGCCAUCAAGCGCCCAGACUCUGGCGUCAAUGCAUCGCGUGGAUCUGCAGCUCCCAAGCAGGCACUCCCAGCAAUGAGCGGGAUUUCAGAGUGCCCAGAGCUAAGUUCCAUAGAGCCUCCGGUUUCACACUCGUCUGCCACCAUGCCCACGCAGCCUCUUGACUCACUGAAGGCUAAAGUCCUUGAGCAAGCUGAUCUCCGAAUUGAUGUGUUUGGGAUCUUGGACUCCAUGGCUGCCCGUUUUGAGUCUGCGAGCAAAGAAAUGGAAGCUGCCCAAGGAGGUACGUGGAGCAACAACACUUGGGACGUGGCUGCAGACCAUAUUAGGAUCAAAAAGGCGAAGAUCGAAAAGUGGUGCGAGAUCACUGUGGCAGUGGGCAAUGAGGGCCGCGGUGGGCAGUCUCACCAAGUAAACGGGGUUGUUGAGACACCGAGAGAAUUCAGAGAUCGAGACAUGGCAGCGGAGUGGAGGAUGGACGGCUUUGAAUGGCACGUACCUGGAGAUGGUCAGGAGAAUGGACAAUGGGAAGCCGAGCUUUUCGAUGGAAUCAUGAUGGAUGCCGAUAUCAGUGCUUUCUUGGAUGUUCCUGGGAUUUGGGGCUCAGAUACGUUGGACGAAGCGACGGGGAGACUGGCCACAGCGAAUUCCUAUUGCUAG